AUGGCGUCCGCGAAUAUCUGGCAGUCAGGUGGGCGGAGUUGGAUGGCUGCCCUCGCGGCCGGAACCCUGGUGACCUCUGUCUGUGCCGGGCAGCUCCAAGUCCAACACGCCGCGCAAUACCGGAGUCUCGAAAUGCAAAACCCCGGAAAGGAGCAUCUCUUGGCGCACAUGGGGCGGCUCGCGUAUGAGGUCGAGAUGGCGGCGAGUACUUCCUCAUUGCGGACGCCUCUGCUGGACACGUUUCAGGUGGCCGAGCCUGUGCUCCUACCGUCCGGUGCCGCCGGUGAGGAGACCAUCACUGUGACUUUGAUGGACCACCAGUUCGCCAACAGCUAUGGGAUCCCGUUUGUCGGGAGCUAUGUGCCGCCGGACUUCGAAUUCGACCACGUCGUGAUCAACUUCACCGUGGAGGUCAAGGGCAGGCAGUUUGACCGCUGGGGCGGCGUGUACUUGGGCGACGUCAACAUCUUCUCCACCUCCACCGCCGAGCCCACGGCCAACGGCAUCACCUGGACCUGGCUGAAGGACUCAACGGCUUACCUGUCGCUCUGGAAACAGCCGCAGACCCUCAUCUUCCAGCUCGACAACGUCAUCACGGACGUCUACACGGGGCUCCUGAACUCCACGCUCACAGCGACAUUCUUCAACAGCCCCGUCCAGAGCGGGGGCCAGGCGCCCGCGGACCUCAUCCUCCCCGUCUCCGCGCAGAAGAGUCGCGUGACCGGCAGCUUCUGGACGUACCCCGAGGAAGACGCCACCGCCUCCCUCCGGUUCCCCCGCAACGUGAACCGGGCCGUCUUCUCCUCGUCCGUCAAGGGCCAGGGCAACGAGGAGUUCUGGUGGAGCAACGUGCCGCAGUCCGCCGUCGACGCCUUCGAGCCGGACGUAGGCGCUUACCCGGGAUACUCCCCGUUCCGGGAGGUCCAGGUCCUGGUCGACGGGCAGCUGGCCGGUGUGCAGUGGCCGUUCCCGGUCAUCUUCACCGGCGGCGUAGUUCCGCAGCUGCACCGGCCGAUUGUGGGCAUUGACGCGUUCGACCUGCGCGACCACGAGAUCGACAUUAGCCCAUGGCUGCCGCUCCUAUGUGAUGGCAACAACCACACCAUCGGCAUCCGGGUGGUCGGGCUCGUCGAUGAUGGAGUCACUAGCGCGAGCCUGUCGGACACGACGGAAAGCAGCUGGUAUCUGGUCGGCAAGGUGUUUCUGUGGCUCGACGACGAAGACAGCGUGACGACAGGUGUCAUGGGGUCCACGGCAAACCAAGACCCGGCCAUCGAAUUCUCUCAGACCCUUAAGCAGAACGCAACGGGGUUCAACUCGACGCUGGAUUACGCCAUCUCAGUGAAGAGGAACUUUUCCAUCACCUCCCGAGUGAGCACCCAAAAGGGCAACGGCACGGCAACGUGGAGCCAGAACCUGCUGUACUCGAAUGUGGGCGGUCUGUAUGCAAAUGGUUACGGCGGCAUCAAUACGUUCUCGACGAUCGGCAAGGAAUCCUCCAACAGCCCCGGGUGGGAUUACGAGACGACUUUCUCGUACCCCUUGUACUGUAACACCACGACCUCGUACCUGCCCGAGGGUAACCUGACGCUCUGGGCGCAGCUCGACCAAGGCCUAAAACUUCACGUCCAGGGAAACACCGUCUACCCGACGGGCCUCGAGGCUUUCCAGAGGGAGGGGGCGGAGUGGGCCGCCAGCGUGAUCGACACGGACAGGAACGGCACGGCGAACUACUCCCGGUACGCGGAUAACACGGUCACGUCCGGGGCCGGGCGGACGCAUCAGGUGUUCCGUCUCAGUGGGCUGGACGGUGAUGGCACGUACGAGACGCCGGGGGAGGAGCUGUAUUUCCGGGACGUGACCGCGUACAACAACAGCGUCGUGGCACAGAGUGAGGUUGUUACGGGCAAGGUAAUGUAA
Messenger RNA from Colletotrichum graminicola M1.001, 1920 nucleotides. RefSeq lists its product as uncharacterized. The transcript has a single exon. The record is from RefSeq and is a predicted model, not a curated record. Lineage: Eukaryota; Fungi; Ascomycota; Sordariomycetes; Glomerellales; Glomerellaceae. The coding region runs from base 1 to 1920 and encodes 639 amino acids.